AUGGUCAUUGCAGUCCAAGAGCACCUGGGAGGGACCAGGUUGUGGAAGAGCCACCAAUGGUGCUCAAGAGGAGAGAACCUGGACUUCUGUGAUGUCACACUCAAGGGAUUCUCCAAGGUACACGUGCUCUAUUCUGCCCGCCAGGUGCAAGAAACAGCGGGACGGCUGCCCUCUGGGGAGCAAGAGAUAGUCGAGAUCAACUGCAAGGACAUCACCCGCAUCCAGGAUGACUGGGACGUGGAAGAGUUCCUCUCGAAAACGUGCAUGGGAAUCUUUCUGCAUCACCCAGCCUUCAAGAUUUUGCUGGCCAGCUUCAUCAUCAUCAAUGCAAUCACCAUCGCUGUACGGACAGAUCCCACGCUAGAAGAGAAAUAUUUUGGGCUGUUCUCUGUCAUCGAUACCAUUGUCCUAGCUUUCCUCAUCUGUGAGGUCCUCCUCAACUGGUACUAUGGAUUCAUGUUGUAUUGGAAGGAUGGCUGGAAUUUUAUCAACUUUUUUAUUGUGCUAUUUCUGUUUGCUGGCUUGAUUAUUCCUGCACUGAACAACAAGACACUCUUCUACAUGCUCAGAGUCAUGAGACUGGUGCAGGUUUGUACCUUGGUGAGUGGCCUGGCCAGGAUGAUCCAGGUGAUCCUGCAGUCCAUCCCCGACAUGGCUAACAUCAUGAUCCUGCUUUUUGCCAUCAUGCUGGUCUUCUCUGUGUUCGGCGUGACCCUUUUUGGAAGUCUUGUUCCAAAGCACUUUGGGAACCUGGGGACUGCUCUGUACUCUCUCUUCAUCUGCAUAACCCAGGAUGGGUGGGUCAGCAUCUAUGACGACUUCGAAAAUGAGGGCCUUGCCCUGCAGAUCGGUGGGGCACUCUACUUCUUCAUCUUCAUCACCUUCGGAGCCUUCAUCUUUGCCAAUCUGCUCGUGGCUGUGGUGACGACGAACCUGGAGCAGUCUGUGGCUGCGUACAAAGAGGAGAAGCACCUGCAGGCUCAUGACCCGUCCACAGCAGCCUAUAUUGGUCUGGAUGAUGGGACAGAUGAUGAUUACCCGACAGGUGUGCCUGAACCUGUGCACUUGAAGGAGGUCAUGCAUGGGACACCCAUGACCCAUCAUCAGGAGCUGCUCAGCUUUGGUAAUUUGGGCAACCUGAACGAUGCCACCUGUGAAGACCUCUGUGUUGUCCUGGAAGCGAUCCACGAGAACCUAAAGGAAUACCGGGUGAUCCGGGAUGAGCUUGACCAGAUCGUCCAAGAGGUGAGGUCCAUCAGAUUCAAUAUAGAGCAGGAGCAAGAGAUUGUCUUGCGAAACAUCCGUGGAGCCAACAUCUCAGAAACCAUGCUGCCCUCCGAUAUCAUACAAGGCAAAACAGAUGUCUUAACUGCACUGAUGAACCUGGAGAAGUCGAACGCGAUCGAUGCGGAAUACCAAAAAGGGGCGGUGAAGCAGGCAGCCUUGAGAGCCCGGAGACAGUCGCUGACGCCUGGAGGACUUCUGGACAAGAGCCACAAACGUCGGGAGAGUUCGCCUGGAGGGCCUGCAGAGAAGACCCAAAAACACCGAGAGAGCAUGUCGGGGGGGCCGCCACCCUCACAGCCCCACAAACGCCGGGAAAGCACGUUGGGAGGUCCUAUACACCUGAGCCAAAAGCGCAAGGAGAGUUUGGCAUCAUUUCUGACCACCUCCAGUUACAGGAGGGAGGAAAUCGCCAGCAAGUCUCUACGAACCCACGAGGUGGUCAAACAGGACCGCAGCUCCCGCCGCCCCUUUAUCGCCUGGCUUCUAGGGGCUCGAGGCUGCCGGGGGCGGAGGAACCCAUUUCCCCCAGAUCCGCGUACUCAGCACGGUGCGUCGGCUGCCAUCAUGAGCUUCAACGCAGACAGCUCGAGCGUCGCCGCCGCCCAGAGGAGUCGACGGAGAAACCUCGACGAAAACCCUCCGCUGGCCGCUUUAAGCGAGAGCACCAAAGCGUGCGAGGAGGACCAUUCCUGGGUCAAUAUUUACAUGGCCCCGCCCACGCCCCGCGAUGGGAGGGCGCGGUGA
Messenger RNA from Varanus komodoensis (Komodo dragon), 2031 nucleotides. RefSeq names its product cation channel sperm associated 4 (gene CATSPER4). The transcript is spliced from 17 exons. Gene Ontology annotation, cellular component: sperm principal piece; membrane; CatSper complex. NCBI's taxonomy places the organism in Eukaryota, Metazoa, Chordata, Lepidosauria, Squamata, Varanidae. Bases 1 to 2031 code for a protein of 676 amino acids. Gene Ontology annotation, molecular function: voltage-gated calcium channel activity; calcium-activated cation channel activity. Gene Ontology annotation, biological process: sperm capacitation; sodium ion transport; flagellated sperm motility. The record is from RefSeq and is a predicted model, not a curated record.